UUUGAUAGGUCAUGGUAGAGUUUUUACUGCACGUUAACAGGUUAAUGCUUCGGUAGGCGAACUCGUCUGCGGGGCCAGAAAGCAUGUGUUUAUUAUUGUAACAACCCGCAUUUAUACAAUGUUUCACACGAGCGUGUGUUACGGGCGUUGGACUAACUACAGCUAAUGUCGGUACACUGACCGGUGAAUAAAGUGAGAAUGGACCAGCCCAGUAAAACAGACGGGGGCAGUGAAGUGAUAGGAAUGGACUAUGAUUCCGUGAGUCAGAACAACGACAUCGACGACGAGAGCGGGGAGAGGUUCCGCUUCCUGCAGCUGAAAAUAGAGGACGACAACAUCAGUGUGUGCAGCAGACGAAGCGAGCACCCUCCUGACCUACAUAUCAGGGAGGAUGACGAACACCACACGCACACGGUGGUCCCCAAAACCAAACUACAGAAGGCCCAGUUCCUUGUGAAGUCUGUGAUUGAGCACGUGCUUUUCCGCGUCUUCACGGUGCUUCUGAUCUUGGUUGACGUCACGUUGGUCGUGGUUGACAUCAGCGUCACUGACCUCAGUAACGAGACGUCACACAACAUCAAUCUAGUGUCACGCAUCAUCGUCACGUAUUUCCUCAUCGAGAUAGGGUUUAGGAUUUUUUAUCGCGGAAAAGAGUUCUUUAAGAGUUGCUUAGAUGUGACAGACUUGGUUGUCGUCUUGGCAACGUUCAUUUUAGAUUUCGUUCUUGGUUUCCUGGCCGAGGUCAAUUACGGAAGGCUGGGGGUUAUCGGGCGAGCGUUGAGAGUUAUUAGAAUCGGGAGGAGUGUAGUCAUAAUGGUGCAGCAAUACCGUCACAUGACGCAGGCAGCAAGAAAAACCGUGUCACAGAACAAACGUAGAUACCAAAAAGACGGAUUUGACCUCGACUUAUGCUACAUAACAAAGAGAGUGAUCGCCAUGUCAUUUCCAUCGUCUGGGGUCAGCGGAAUGUACAGAAAUCCUAUUCAAGAAGUUGCGCGGUUUCUAGAUGCUAAACACGAAGGCAGCUACCUUAUAUUUGAUUUAUGCAGUGAACGAAAUUAUGAUGCUUCCAUUUUUCAUGGCAGAGUAGAGAGAGUUUUUAUCGAUGAUCAUAAUGUGCCUUCCAUAAGAGAUAUGAUUGAUUUCUGCAUCAAAGUCCGAAAAUGGUUGUCAGAAAAAGAAGAUAACGUGAUUGCUGUUCAUUGCAAAGGCGGGAAAGGGCGCACGGGAACGAUGAUUUGCACGUGGCUUGUAGACUGUGACAUGUUCACAGAGGCGGAGGAAAGCCUUGUAUAUUUUGGUGACAGAAGAACAGAUCUUGAUAAAGGGAAAACCUUCCAAGGUGUCGAAACACCGAGCCAGAGUCGUUACGUUGGUUACUAUGAAAAAAUCGUGAAGAAUUUGGAUGGCGAAGCGCCACCGGUCGUAAAGCUGAAACUGAAGUCUAUUCGGAUCACAGGAAUUCACACCGUGGGGAAUGGAGACGGCAGUGACCUGAAGUUAGAUAUAUAUCUUCAGAAGACGAACAUUUUCUCUUGUAAGCUCGGGAAAAAGGACAAGUGCGAGGUGGAGUUCUCCAAGGAGAAAGACGUGGUGGAAGUGUCACCGACCGAGGAGGUGGUGCUGUAUGACGAUGUGAAGGUCAAAUUUAACUCGAACAAAAUACCAAAGGGAUACGAUGGUUGUGCUUUUUACUUCUGGUUCCACACCUACUUUGUUGAAAACAACAGGUUGUUAAUACCCAGGGAUGAACUUGAUAAUCCACACAAGAAGAAAACGCACAAGAUAUUUACUGACGAUUUCUCCGUGGAAAUGGUUUUUGAACCUUGUUCCUGACAUCUUUUACCAGAGUUAUUUCUUUUAUUCUCAGACUUUUUACAUAAUUAUAUUUUUUACCCUGCCAUGCCAUUCCACAUUUAAAAUGAAUAAGUCUAUAUCAAAACUUUACAUAUAUCAAAAUAUCUCAAUUUACUUGUAAUUUUGAUAUAAAUGAUCCCUUUUUCGUUCCUGUGGUGUUUAUUGCUCAAUUUAUAUGACGUUUAUUUUUUACGUAUACAAAUUUUGAGGCUUUUAGCAUUAAGAGCCCUGAUAUAAUUGAGAGAAUAAACAUCGAUAUUUUACAAU
Messenger RNA from Magallana angulata, 2124 nucleotides. Its product is annotated as phosphatidylinositol 3,4,5-trisphosphate 3-phosphatase TPTE2-like. The record is from RefSeq and is a predicted model, not a curated record. Gene Ontology annotation, cellular component: cytosol. Gene Ontology annotation, molecular function: protein tyrosine phosphatase activity; phosphatidylinositol-3,4,5-trisphosphate 3-phosphatase activity. NCBI's taxonomy places the organism in Eukaryota, Metazoa, Mollusca, Bivalvia, Ostreida, Ostreidae. Gene Ontology annotation, biological process: protein dephosphorylation. The transcript has 15 exons. Bases 199 to 1836 code for a protein of 545 amino acids.